AUGGCCGGCGUCGCGGAACAUCCAAUAAAGUCAAAUGAGCUGUCGACGUUCUCAUGUACAUUGCUGGAGAUGAACGAAAAUAAGGAGUUGUUACCAAGAGUGCGGAAAAAAGGAACGAAGUUGUCACGGAUGCCGAAGAAGCCCGACGAUUUUGUGUUCUUACGAAUUCUUGGCGAAGGUGCUUACAGCACAGUCUACCUCGUACGUGAACUUUGUGGUGGACAAAUACAGGCCGCUAAGGUUGUGGAAAAAGAUUUCAUCAAUCGGCAUCAAAAAAUGGCUGCCAUAAUUCGCGAAAAGAAUAUUCUGGCAUCUUUGACGUACGAACAAGGUGGGCAUCCGUUCGUGAUUCAGCUCCAUUGUACUUUUCAUGACUCACAACGAUUGUACUUCGUCACUGAUGUGGCCGAACGCGGUGAUUUACUGGAUGCACUGAAUCGUCUGGGAACAUUCGACAUUCCCUCUGCACGAUUUUAUGCGGCUGAAAUCGUGGUUGCGCUGGAGUUCAUUCACAGCCAUGGAGUUGUACAUCGCGAUUUGAAGCCGGAAAAUGUGCUUAUUCGUAGGAGCGGACAUAUAAUGCUUACCGAUUUUGGCAGCGCACAAAUCUAUGACGAGAAAUUGUUUGUUCAUUACGAAGAGGAGAAGGAUGAUACAUCAACACAAGUGGGAAAGCUUGACCAAGAGAGGAACAAUUCUGAAGCUGCAGCUGAAUCCAGUAGUGACAGCUCAUCGGAGACAGAAGAAGACGGACCCGAAGUUCCAGAUCGUCCCCGUCGAGCUACGUUCGUUGGCACUGCUCAGUAUGUGAGCCCCGAAAUGCUCAGAGGUGAAGAGGUUGGACCACCAUGCGAUUAUUGGGCACUAGGUGCAAUAGUUUUCCAGUUAAUCUCCGGGCAGGCGCCAUUCCGUGCAAUUAAUGACUUUCAUCUGAUGAACAAAAUACAGAAGCUCGAUCUAUCCUUCCCAGACGACUUUCCAGAAUUGGUGAAAGAUCUUGUAGCAAAACUUCUUGUGCUCGAUCCAGCAGUACGCUUAGGAACUGGAAAUCUCAGCAGUUUGAAGUCACACGCGUUCUUUGAAGGCACUAACUGGAUGAACAUUGAGAAUACAACGCCUCCAGAUAUCUUACCGCCUAUGUCCAAGAGUAUGGAAGAAGUCGGCAAUUCAGAUGUACUAAUUCAGCCAGGACUGGACGAGAAGGCCCUAGGACGUCUGAUGAACUCAUCCUUAUUGGGCAUAGAGUUAGAGCAGCCAUAUUUAGACGGUCAAGAUCCGUACAGCACUGUCAGAUCCUCCACUAGUAUGACAUUCGGGAGAGAAUCUCUUGCUACCAGAGACAGAAAGCUUGAGAAGCAACGUAAGGAGAAUCCUUACCAUCCAUUUGUCCAAGAUAACCUAAUCAUCCGAUCCGGCUUUAUCGAUAAGAAGAAGGGACUUUUUGCGCGGAGGCGAAUGUUUCUGCUGACUGAAGGCCCGCAUCUCUUCUAUGUUGAUCCUAAUAGUAUGGAACUCAAAGGCGAAGUACCGUGGUCACCUUGCAUGCGAGCGGAAGCGAAGAAUUUCCGAGCAUUCUGGGUGUACACCCCGAAACGAAUCUACUACCUAUUUGAUCCCGAAUCGAGAGCUCUUGAAUGGUGCAAAGCUAUCGAACAGAUGAAAACACGUUAUGCGGAUGAAAUUGCUGAAUCGUACGAAAAGGCAGUCAGAGAUGGGACUUUUGGAGUCAACGCUUACAAGAAACCCGGCAAUUAUUUUGGAAAUAAACGAAGAAAAGGAAGAAAUCGCAGUCAAGUUUGA
Cylicocyclus nassatus is the source of this 1800-nucleotide messenger RNA. NCBI's taxonomy places the organism in Eukaryota, Metazoa, Nematoda, Chromadorea, Rhabditida, Strongylidae. The record is from the annotation of a GenBank genome assembly.